GAGAGGGGUUUCUGCUUCCGGCGGGAGACGGAAGCCACUGUCUCCCGGGUGAACGAGGCCGUCGCAACGAGGGGAAGAGUGUUUGUCCUCCUACAGACAUGGGGCGCAGAAAAUCGAAACGGAAGCCACCCCCCAAAAAGAAGAUGACCGGCACCCUAGAGACCCAGUUCACCUGCCCCUUCUGCAACCACGAGAAGUCUUGUGACGUAAAAAUGGAUCGUGCCCGCAACACCGGAGUCAUCUCCUGUACCGUGUGCCUAGAGGAAUUCCAGACACCCAUCACAUAUCUGUCAGAACCAGUGGACGUGUACAGCGAUUGGAUAGAUGCCUGCGAGGCCGCCAAUCAGUAGCAAUGCCGAGGACCCACUCCCCUGGCAGUGCUGCCUGCCGUGGACCUGCCCCGCUGGCUACCAGUCCAGAGACAUUCCAGGGUCCAGGGUGUGGGUCCAGGGCCUUCACAGCCCUCUGCGUGUAUGGAGUGGGUGUGAGUGUGAGUGUGUGCGGCCGCAAGCGUGGCCGUGGCAGUGUGCGUGUGGGAACGGACUGGAGGUGAAGUGGGGUUGUUGCCCCCCCGCCCCCGGGGGGAGCCUGAAGUGCUUCACUUGGCUCUGAAAGCCUUUAACUUGCUUGCUCCUCCUCAGAGCUGGUGUUUGGACAUUCUGGGCAAGGACAAGGCCAGCAGAGGCUGCCUCAGGACCCUCCAGCCUCCUCACCCACCUCACCAGCACCUUGCCCAUUUGAACUGGACUGCCCUCCCUCCUUCCCUGGCUUCCAAGGCCUGUGGCCUGAGAUUCAGAGCCACGGUCCUGUAGCCCCCUUGGCUGAGCCCUGGCAGAACAGCCCCUUUUCAUGUUUAGUUGCUUUUGUAGAGGAGGAGGGGCUGGGUCGGGGAUAUCUGUCAGCCGCAAGCCCUUAAAUAAAGCAGCCGAUGCAGA
Callorhinus ursinus (northern fur seal) is the source of this 935-nucleotide messenger RNA. It is a transcript of the gene ELOF1, whose product is annotated as elongation factor 1. Lineage: Eukaryota; Metazoa; Chordata; Mammalia; Carnivora; Otariidae. Gene Ontology annotation, cellular component: transcription elongation factor complex. The record is from RefSeq and is a predicted model, not a curated record. Gene Ontology annotation, biological process: transcription elongation by RNA polymerase II. Gene Ontology annotation, molecular function: RNA polymerase II complex binding.